AUGGGACAGACGUUGAGUGAGCCGGUGACAACAAAGGAAUCGGCAUCAUGUGUGAAUGAAUUGUUCACAGUUGGUAGUUCAUGUAUGCAAGGAUGGCGAAUUACAGAUAUGGAAGACGCUCAUACGCAUUUACUAUCAUUACCGGACGACCCACGAUGUGCAUUUUUCGCGGUAUAUGAUGGUCAUGGCGGUCCGAAGGCAUCACAGUUCGCUGGUAUCAACCUGCACAAGCAGGUUUUGCAACAGCCUGAUUACGCUCAAGGCAAUUUGCCGGAAGCACUUCGAAAAGGUUUCCUGGCACUUGAUGAGCAAAUGCGUUGUGAUGACCAGAUGCGAGAUGACGUUUCUGGGGCCACAGCAGUUGUAGUCUUAGUAAGGGAUGACGUCAUACAUUCAAAUGUUGGAGAUUCUCGCGCCGUUGUGUCAGUAUGUGGAGAAGCGAAACCAUUGUCAUUUGAUCACAAACCGGCCAACGAGAUGGAAGCGAAACGGAUCCUUGCAGCAGGUGGAUGGGUAGAAUUUAACCGAGUAAAUGGCAAUCUCGCUCUUUCGCGAGCUCUUGGUGACUUCGUGUUUAAGCGAAAUGAAGCAAUUCCACCAGAAGAACAAAUCGUUACCGCGUUUCCGGACGUCAUUUCGGAAAACGUUACGGAGGAUCAUGAAUUUUUGGUACUGGCUUGUGAUGGAAUUUGGGAUGUGCUUAGCAACCAAGAAGUCGUAGAUUUUGUUCGAGAAAGGUUUGCCGAACAGAGGGAUCCUCAAACGAUUUGUGAAGAAUUACUUACACGAUGUCUUGCACCAGAUGCACAAAUGGGAGGCGUAGGCUGUGAUAACAUGACGGUCAGUUGCGGCAGUUUUUACUUGACACGUAUGAUUUUUUCGUGA
This is a messenger RNA of Angiostrongylus costaricensis, 885 nucleotides long. The record is from the annotation of a GenBank genome assembly. NCBI's taxonomy places the organism in Eukaryota, Metazoa, Nematoda, Chromadorea, Rhabditida, Metastrongylidae.